GUUCAAAGAUGGAAGAAUAUUGCAAAAAUGAGGCACUACACAUUUUGACAAGGUUUCGACAUUUGCCCCGUUUGGUCGUCUUCGAUCUGGACUACACCCUCUGGCCAUUCUGCUGCCAUACGCGCUGCAAAUGUGAAGUGCCAAGAUUGUAUCCUCAAGUGAAGGCCAUUUUAUGUGCUCUCAAGGAGGUGGGAGUUGGCGUUGGUAUUGCCUCAAGAUCGCCCACUCCUCACAUAGCUGCAGAUGCUUAUCUCUGGAAGCUGGGGAUAAAGUCUAUGGUUAUAGCACAGGAAGUGUUUCCCAGUUGGUCACCCAAGACAGAACAUUUCCAGAGGAUCCACAGAAGAACAGGACUGCCCUACAAUGAAAUGCUGUUUUUUGAUGAUGAAACUAGGAACAUAGAUGCGGUGUCUAAAAUGGGCGUGACAAGUAUAUUAGUGAGCAGCAAGGGAAUAGAUCUUAAAACUUUAUGGAAAGGACUCUCAGCAUUCAAUCAGUACAACCCGUUCGCAAUUAAGCCCCAGUGUGCUAUACCAAUGGCGCCCCAUAACCACCGAAUUGUGCAGCCAGAACCACUGCCACACUGGUGCUGCCAAAACUUUGUGCAUAUGCCUUGCAAGUUUAAAAGGCCAUUGAGACACAUUUAG
Ipomoea triloba (trilobed morning glory) is the source of this 647-nucleotide messenger RNA. Its product is annotated as magnesium-dependent phosphatase 1-like. Gene Ontology annotation, molecular function: acid phosphatase activity. Lineage: Eukaryota; Viridiplantae; Streptophyta; Magnoliopsida; Solanales; Convolvulaceae. Bases 9 to 647 code for a protein of 212 amino acids. The record is from RefSeq and is a predicted model, not a curated record. The transcript has 4 exons.